Molecule: messenger RNA, 477 nt
Organism: Phaeodactylum tricornutum CCAP 1055/1
Lineage: Eukaryota; Bacillariophyta; Bacillariophyceae; Surirellales; Neidiaceae
Exons: 1
Coding region: 1-477 (158 amino acids)
Source: RefSeq, a predicted model, not a curated record
AUGCAUUUUUUAUGGAUUGAGGGUAAGGACAACGCUAGCGAUGUGUUGACCAAACCUCUCGGUCAUGCAGUUGCUUGGCCUUUGAUUCAGCCUUUGUUGUUUUGGAAAGGUGAGACGAAAUCUCCCGUUCGUUCUGUUUCGAGUACCUCACAGUGGGGAGUGUCAACUGGAAUGACAGUUUUGAGUACCGGUUCGCGCGAUGGCGCGCACUACUUGGGUCGUGGCACCCAAGGCGAGCCUGUCAAAACUAAUCUUGUGUGUUUGGUCACAAAUCCCGACACGGAUGUUUUUGGACAGGCGCAAUCCCAGCUGAGUAUUCAGAAACAUGAUGUGACUGUUUCGGGACUCGAUCGUUGCCAUGCUAAGGAGCAUGGUAACUAUGAUGAAUGUGCCCACGGUGCCAUGUAUAACACCGUGGAGAAUAGUGGAACGGACCAUGAUGGCGCUUGGCAGAUCGUGGGGCCGAAUGGAAAGUGA